Ctenocephalides felis (cat flea) is the source of this 1769-nucleotide messenger RNA. RefSeq names its product pyruvate dehydrogenase [acetyl-transferring]-phosphatase 1, mitochondrial (gene Pdp). Gene Ontology annotation, molecular function: cation binding; protein serine/threonine phosphatase activity. Bases 176 to 1627 code for a protein of 483 amino acids. The record is from RefSeq and is a predicted model, not a curated record. The transcript has 8 exons. NCBI's taxonomy places the organism in Eukaryota, Metazoa, Arthropoda, Insecta, Siphonaptera, Pulicidae. Gene Ontology annotation, biological process: protein dephosphorylation.
ACAAUGUAGUUCUUUAACGAUUUGAAAUGUCUUUUAAACAUAAAACUUUCAUAAAAUUUACUGCGUACAAUACAAAAUUAAUAAAUCCAAAAUAUGUCGUCGAACGAUAAAUCGGCAGCUCGAAAUGUUAAUUGCGUUUUAAAUCAACAUUGAAAUAAUCGAAAUUUGUGCAAUAAUGGUUUGUGUAAUAUUAAAAAAAAGUUUAAAUACGUUUGCUAUGCCUGUCUCUGUACCUUUUAGGAAUUGUGUGAGGAAAUUUAAUUUGUCAACCAGCUUUACAGGGGCUGUGCCCAAAUUAUCACCACAUGAUGUCAAUGAAAUACUUAGAGCAAAUGAGUACAGUCAUGAAUUCCAGACUGGUUCGGUUAAAUCCUAUGAUUCGAAUCAGCUUGCAUCGAAUAAUCCAAUCGAGGAUACUAGAAGUGAAGCAAAUUGUUUAUUAACGGAAGGUCUUCUGGUUGGUGUAUUUGAUGGUCAUGGUGGUGCUGGUUGUGCUCAAGUUAUUGGUAAACGUCUACUUCAAUAUGUAGCUGCUUGUUUAGUGCCCCCAGAACUUUUGGGUGCUAACAUUACACGAAAUAAUAUAGAUACAGCUUUAUUGAAUUGCUAUAAUGAUAAGGUGCAAUUUGUCAAUGAUAUUCGUUCCAUAUAUAAAGAUAGUCUUAGCCGGUUUAUUGAUGAUCUAGUCAUGUCUUCGAGAGCAGGAGUAAUUAAAAAUCCUAGUGAAUUUGGCGAAAGUAGGCAUUUCAAUAUGACUAAAGCUCUGGAGACUGCUUUUAUGAGACUCGAUGCUGAUAUUUCUGAAGAAGCCUUGAACUUGCCAGGCCCCAAAACACUCUCAGUUGCUAUGUCAGGUGCUGUAGCAUGUGUUGCCCAUGUUGAUGGCCCACAUCUCCAUGUUGCCAAUGUAGGAGAUGCAGCUGCUGUUUUAGGAGUUCAAACUGAUUCAGGAGAUUGGGCAGCCAAGAAAUUAAGUUCAGAACAUAAUGCUGAUAAUGUUUCUGAGGUUAGGCGGCUUUUGGGAGAGCAUCCUAGCAAUGAAAGACAUACUGUCAUUCGACAAGAAAGAUUAUUAGGACAAUUGGCUCCUUUACGAGCAUUAGGGGAUUUUAGGUAUAAAUGGCCUCGGGAAUACAUAUUAAAAUGUGUGGAUGAAUCUUUGAAAAGUACAAUUUUACCUCCAAAUUAUAACACUCCUCCGUAUUUGACUGCCAAACCAGAAGUAACACAUCACAGAUUAACUCCAAGAGAUAGAUUUUUAAUUAUAGCCAGUGAUGGUUUGUGGGAUACUAUGACACCUCAUCAGGCUGUCAAAUUGGUUGGUGAACAUAUGUUUGGAAAAGCUUUCCUCAGUCCAUUGAAAUUGCCCAAGAAACCCAUAACUUUAGGAACAAUUGCUAAAUUAUUAGCACAUCGAAGAAAAGGCCUGAUGAGCAAACCCCUCGACAGAAACGCAGCUACACAUCUGAUAAGGAAUGCUCUGGGUGGAACUGAAUAUGGUUUGGAACAUUCUAAAAUAGCUCAUUAUUUAUCUUUACCUCAAGAUGUUGUUCGAUUAUUCCGAGACGAUAUUACGAUAACAGUUAUAUAUUUCGAUACAGAAUUCUUAAGGGUAUGUCCUCCGUAAUGUGAACUCUUUUGGUUGUUGUUAAUAUUAUCAUUAUAAAAGUAUUUGUCAUUGAAUUAUACUCAAUAUAAUUUAUAACCGUCAAAAUUCUAGUUUAUGAUAUAGUCAAUCUUUUAGUAGUUUAGGUUUUAACCACUUAACA